AAGCACUGGAUUAUAAAAUUGUGUAGUUCUCUUUAGUACUUUAGUGCCUCACUUCCUGUGUGAUCUUCCUGAGGGGGUGGAGUGAAUAUGUGUGCAUGUGUGUGUGUGCAUGUGUGUGUGUGUGCAUGUGUGUAUUUAGGCUACUUUAUCAGUGUGACCCAGCUGUGUCUCUAAAACACUGCUGUUAUUGCAAGAGCGGACACCAUCCUUCUGUUGGGCCCCUCUUACACAGAGAAGAUAUUUAUAUACUGUGCGUGCUGGUAUGGAGUGUGUGUUAUUUGGCCUGCUGGUUCUCGUCUAUAUGCUGGGAGCUGAUGUAGGUGAAGCUGAGGCUGUAUGUCCUCAGGGAUGUUUCUGUGCAGGUGCCUUGGUGGACUGUAGCAGGCGUAGCCUCACCACCGCAACGCUGCCUUCAUCUUUCCCUGAGAGCACCACUGAGCUUUGGCUCCAUGAUAAUCAGCUCACAGCACUGCCCGCUGGACUGUUGGACAACAUGCAGGCAUUGCGAGUGGUCACGCUGCAUGGAAAUCCGUGGGAGUGCGAUUGUGCCGUGCUCUAUCUGAGGGGAUGGCUGUUAAAACAGAACAAUGUUGCUUUGAUAAGAAAUGUGAGCUGCAUUUCUCCUCCUGAGCUGCAGGGGAGACAAGUGGCCUUACUGUCUGAGGAAGAGGUGCUUGACUCCUGUAAUUAUUGGCUGUGUGAUAUGGCCUUGGCCUCACAGAUCAGCUUGUUCAUCUUUGUACUGGUGCAGGCAAUCCUCCUCGCUGUGGUGGUCUACUUCCUCCGCCGUUUCAACCAGUUGAGCUACGAUGCACAGCGAGCAGCUGCAGAGAGCUUUCACAGCUGAGAGCCAAUCCAAGAAACACUGGCUUGCUUUCACCACUGUUUUACUUGUCCUCAUCAACAGCUUGUCACUAUUUCCCUCAGGGAAUCCCUGUUGCUAUAUUAAGGCAUGUAACCUUUAUCCAGCCAGGUGCAGGGGUAUUGUAUGAGUCAUGAACAGAGAUAGAGAUAAAAGUGAAAUAAUCUGAGACUCCAUGUGCUGAUUCUGUUUGAAGGCAUCCUGAACUGACACAAUGUCUGGAAUUAAUGUGGCAUCACAGGAAUUUAGUUCUUCAUGUCUGGAAGAUCUGUGCAUGUUAAAGUCAUUCUGUCUGCCCUGUAAUAUUAGUACAACAAUGCUGUUAAAAUCAUCAAAUGAUCAAAAUAUGCUCCAACACUGGUUACUGCUACUCUAUAUUCUCAUAAGAGAAGUAAUUAAGAGAAACUCUUUUCAGCCAGCAUUACUACAUCUGUACAUAUGCUUUUCACAUUCACAGGUACAUUCUUAAAUAAAAUUGCAUUAGUGAAUUGAUUGUGCCACUCUCUAUGAGGUACAAUGAACUGUACAAGACCCAUGAACAAAUUCAUCGCACCAGCUCCCUUAAAAUAAAAUUCUAAUAAAACAUUUAAGGAUAUUCGCUUGAUAAAUAAUAUAUUUGCCUACUAUAACAAUGUAAUAAUACAUGUGACUACCUAGCACUGUCAAAACAUAUCAACACAACCAACAUAAAACCUGUUUUCCCCCAAGACUCAGAAUUCCAGAACUGACUAGAAACUUUUGUAGCAGUGUUUAGAGUCUCUCUAAGUACAGUGUUAAUACAGAAUGCUCUCUUUGGCUACCAACUCAGUGUGACCAAAUCUCUGGAGAUUUCUGGAAUGUGGGAGCAGAGUCUCCAGCACUCACUGUAGCUACUGAUGAGAAGACGUUGAUGACAGCAUGUUGAAAACAGUAGUGAAAUGAGCCAGUGAGAGACUUGAAAUAUGAAAUAGCAUUUGAAAUGUUUGUGGCAGUCAGCAAAUUCAGUUUUGGUGAAAACUAUGAAUUGUCCCAUAUGCAGUGUAAGCAUUCACGCUGCAGUCGUACUGUAUGCUCUUCAUGAAAUAUGUCUGAAAUGGAGCUUCUUUUCUUUCUUUCUUUCUUUCUUUCUUUCUUUCUUUCUUUCUUUCUU
Molecule: messenger RNA, 1991 nt
Organism: Hemibagrus wyckioides
Lineage: Eukaryota; Metazoa; Chordata; Actinopteri; Siluriformes; Bagridae
Gene: gp1bb
Product: glycoprotein Ib platelet subunit beta
Exons: 3
Coding region: 263-847 (194 amino acids)
Source: RefSeq, a predicted model, not a curated record